Molecule: messenger RNA, 993 nt
Organism: Arabidopsis lyrata subsp. lyrata
Lineage: Eukaryota; Viridiplantae; Streptophyta; Magnoliopsida; Brassicales; Brassicaceae
Product: phospholipase A2-delta
Exons: 6
Coding region: 195-770 (191 amino acids)
Biological process (GO): phospholipid metabolic process; pollen tube growth; lipid catabolic process
Molecular function (GO): A2-type glycerophospholipase activity; calcium ion binding
Source: RefSeq, a predicted model, not a curated record
AUAUAAUCUGUAGAUUUGAUUGGUGAUCAUGAAACUUCUUCUUUUUUUAUAUUGUAUAUAAGAAAGAUGAGGGACGAGAAAGCAGGAGGACCAAGAAUGGGACCUUCCAUUCCAAAAAGACUCAAUUAUACUUUUUGGUCAGAAUUUGAAAGAACAAAACAAGAAACUUCCACUAGAGAAGGUGAGAUACAAAGAUGAUUUGCGGUGGUGCUUUGACACAUGUUGCUUUAGGUUUAACCGCCUUCCUCCUCUUCGCCGUUGUUCACAGCCAGGAGAAGUGCAGCAGAACCUGCAUUGCACAGAAAUGCAAUGUUCUCAGCGUUCGAUAUGGGAAGUAUUGUGGGAUAGGUUACUUUGGAUGUCCGGGAGAGCCACCUUGUGAUGAUCUUGAUACUUGUUGUAUGAACCAUGACAAUUGUGUUGGUGUAAAAGGUAUGACUUAUGUUAACUGCCACAAGCAGUUCCAGCGUUGCGUAAACGAGCUAAAAAAAUCAAUCCAACAAUCUAACAACCAAAAGGUUGGAUUUUCCAAGCAAUGCCCUUAUUCAACAGUGAUACCAACCGUGUACAGAGGAAUGAAUUACGGCAUUUUCUUCAGUGGGAUAGGUAAUAUCAUUAAACCUAAGAAGCCAGCAAGCGCCGCGCCCGUAGUGGAGGUGGAUCUAGCUCGGAGUAAAGCAGACACAAAAGAUGGCCUUGGAAAAAAUCAAGGACCUCAAACAAAAGAUGGCUCCAAAGUCUCUGUUUUGAUGAACCCUUCUCCUUCUUGAUCAUUAGGUUCAUGGCUUCCAGGUCAAAGCCAAGUAGCAGUGACUAGUGAGUGGAUUAGUCGCCCAUGUAUUAUAUACAUUACUUUAGUUUCUAUUGUACUCUAGAUGUAAGGAAAUCAAAUGUAGAUAAAGAAAAGUGUAUAUGGAAUUUUUAUAAGAAAACAACAUAAAUUUGUUGUUUCAUUAUGUUUGAUGAGUAUCAUUUCGUACCAUAUUUAUUUUC